This is a messenger RNA of Trichoderma reesei QM6a, 1783 nucleotides long. RefSeq lists its product as uncharacterized. The coding region runs from base 135 to 1661 and encodes 508 amino acids. The transcript has 2 exons. Gene Ontology annotation, molecular function: oxidoreductase activity. NCBI's taxonomy places the organism in Eukaryota, Fungi, Ascomycota, Sordariomycetes, Hypocreales, Hypocreaceae. The record is from RefSeq and is a predicted model, not a curated record.
UUCACCUAUAAAGGAGCGCUCAUGCAUACGAGGCGGACGAGCUGAACUAGCUAUCCGUUCGUUCAUCGCCGUUUCCUGGACCACCCAAGUAGCCUCUCGUGCUGCACUUUCGAACGAACAAACAGUGUGACGAGAUGCCGUCUCGACAGGGCAAAGCGGCGGAUGGCGAGCGCAAGACGCGGGUCGCCAUCAUCGGCACUGGACUGGCCGGGCUGACGACGGCGUAUCUGCUGCAUCGCGACUCGCAGAAGCGCUACGACGUGACGCUGUUUGAGCAGGCCCCCAAGUUCUCCCUCGAUGCCGCGUCAAUCACCAUCAAAAACACCAAGACCGGCACCGCCGAGCGCAUCGACAUCCCGCCGCGCAGCUUCUGCCGCGGCUACUACGCCAACCUGUGCCGCAUGUACGACCACCUCGGCGUGCCCUUUCAGCACAUCCAGCUCAUCUGGGUCUUUGCCCGCAUCUCCGCCGCUGCCCAGACGCAGGUGCCCAGUCCGGAGGACGUCCAGACGAUGCCCGGGAGCUACUUUAUCUAUGGCAAAAGGCUGCACGAGAUGCUGCUGAUAUCGCCUCACUUUUGGCGCGGGUCGGUGCAGACAAUUUUGCAGACGCUGUAUCUGGCCAUUUGCCACAUCUGGUUCUUUGCCGCCUGUUUUCUGUUUGCGCCCCGGAUGAUCAAGGCCGAGACGUAUCUGGACGUCAAGUCGGCGGCCAAGGGGAAGAGUAGCAGCGCCAGCAGCUGCGAGUCGUUUCGGCAGUAUCUCGAUCGCAUCCGGCUGCCGCAGACGUACGCGCUGUACUAUCUGCUGCCCGUGCUGAGCAUCAUCUGCAGCUGCUCGCACGCCGAGAUGCUGGAUUUCCCGGCGAGCGACGUGACGGAGUUUGUCAAGGGCUCGUUUCUGCGCAAAACGUAUGUGGCUCGCGGCGGCAUCAACCGCGUCCAGGCGACGCUGGCGGCGGGGAUCGAAGACGUGCGGCUGGAGACUCGCGUGACAAAGGUAGACAGAGUUGAUGAGGGUGUUCUGAUUCGCUCUCAGAGCGUCAACGGCGAUGCUGCUGCUGCUGCUGCUGCUGCUGCUGCUGCUGCUUCUUCCGAGGAGGUGUUUGACCGCGUCGUGCUCGCCGUGUCGCCCAACGUCGCCGCCGCCAUCUUCAACCCUUCCAAGCCCCUCUUGAGCGUCAUUCCCACGGUCCCCGUCACAAGCACCGUCGUGGCUCCUCUCGCAUCAGGACUGUCCGUCGUGCCCGAAAAGACCCACGUCCCGUCCGGGGAGUGCUCGUACCGCCGUGGAGACGCCCAGGUCAUGGCCUUUAGGACGACCUUUUCCGAGAGCGUCGUUCAGACGGAGACGCUGCACUACUUGUCGGAUGGGCUGGUUGUGCGGACGAGUCCCGUGGGUGAUGCGCCAGAGUUGAAGGGGACGCUGGACACGGCGAGGUUUACGCGGACGUUGCGGACUACGGAGAGCAGGUCUGCCGUGCAGAAACUCUUGGCCCCGACAAAGGAUUCGGACGGUGAGGGUCUGUGGACGAAUGGGAAGGACGAUGUGUGGGUCGUGGGAUCAUGGUGCUGGGAUGGGAUGGUGUUGCUGGAGGGGUGUGUGGUCUCGGCGAUGAGGGUGGCGAGAGACUUGGGGGUUGAAGUUCCGUGGGAGCGGUAGGGUUGUGUUUCUGGGGUUGUACGAGAUGAUUGUAUAUGAAAGGAUAUCUCUGUAUGUUGGUUAUUUCUUGGGGUGUUGGGGGGUUGUAGACUUGAUUGAAGCAAGCAGGUUCAAGCAAUUUU